Rhinopithecus roxellana (golden snub-nosed monkey) is the source of this 1322-nucleotide messenger RNA. RefSeq names its product probable histone-lysine N-methyltransferase PRDM7. The coding region runs from base 189 to 1322 and encodes 377 amino acids. Gene Ontology annotation, cellular component: nucleus. Gene Ontology annotation, biological process: regulation of DNA-templated transcription. NCBI's taxonomy places the organism in Eukaryota, Metazoa, Chordata, Mammalia, Primates, Cercopithecidae. The record is from RefSeq and is a predicted model, not a curated record. The transcript is spliced from 10 exons.
GAGGGGCUCUGAGAGGACGUCCUGCCAGGGUGAACACCGCGGCAGAAGAGCACGAGAGACUGUGAAGAGCAUGGGGAGCCUUUGUCGUGCAGCGUGAAACCCUUGAGCCUUUGGCCUAGGAGCUGGGAGACUCAGAGCCCUUCCCACACUUGGAAUUGGAGCAAGUCCUUCUAGACAGUCCCAGCACCAUGAGCCUUGAAAGGUCCCAAGAGGAGAGCCCAGAAGAAGACACAGAGAGAACAGAGCGGAAGCCCACGGUCAAAGAUGCCUUCAAAGACAUUUCCAUAUACUUCACCAAGGAAGAAUGGGCAGAGAUGGGAGACUGGGAGAAAACUCGCUAUAGGAAUGUGAAAAGGAACUAUAAUGCACUGAUUACUAUAGGUCUCAGAGCCACUCGACCAGCUUUCAUGUGUCACCGAAGGCAGGCCAUCAAACUCCAGGUGGAUGACACAGAAGAUUCUGAUGAAGAAUGGACACCUAGGCAGCAAGUUAAACCUCCUUGGAUGGCCGUAAGAGUGGAACAGAGUAAACACCAGAAGGGAAUGCCCAAGGCAUCACUCAAUAAUGAAUCUAGUUUGAAAGAAGUGUCAGGAACAGCAAAUUUACUGAAUACAAGUGGCUCAGAGCAGGCUCAGAAACCAGUGUCCCCUCCUGGAGAAGCAAGGACCUCUGGACGGCACUCUAGACUAAAACUGGAACUCAGGAAGAAGGAGACUGAAGGAAAGAUGUAUAGCCUGCGAGAAAGGAAGGGUCAUGCAUACAAAGAGGUCAGCGAGCCACAGGAUGAUGACUACCUCUAUUGUGAGAUGUGUCAGAACUUCUUCAUUGACAGUUGUGUUGCUCAUGGGCCCCCUAUAUUUGUAAAGGACAGUGGAGUGGACAAGGGGCAUCCCAACCGUUCAGCCCUAAGUCUGCCCCCGGGGCUGAGAAUUGGGCCAUCAGGCAUCCCUCAGGCUGGGCUUGGAGUAUGGAACGAGGCAUCUGAUCUGCCACUGGGUCUGCACUUCGGCCCCUAUGAGGGCCGAAUUACAGAGGAUGAAGAGGCAGCCAACAAUGGAUACUCCUGGCUGAUCACCAAGGGGAGAAACUGCUAUGAGUAUGUGGAUGGAAAAGAUAAAUCCUGGGCCAACUGGAUGAGAACCAAAGCCAGAGAUCCAUCCAUGUCCCUCAUGCUGUCUGGCCUUUUCAAGUCAGAAAUUUCUCAGUCAACAUGUGAAACGCAAUCACUCCACUCAGAACUUCCCAGGACCAGCUGCAAGAAAACUCCUCCAACCAGAGAAUCUCUGCUCAGGGGAUCCGAAUCAGGAGCAGCAAUAUUCUGA